CUCAGUCCUCCUCAAUCAACGCCAAGUCGAGCGAUCAUCUCACAAACCAAAAAAUCACCUUCACAAGCCAACCCCCAAAAGUCAAAAAUGCCGCUGCGUGUUGCCAUCAUCGGAGGAGGCAUUGGCGGACUCGUCCUUGCUCAGCUGCUGCGAAUCCGCAACAACCCGGACGUCCUCGUCCAGGUGUUUGAACGCGACGCUACCGCCGAAGCCCGCGACCAAGGCUACUAUCUGGGCCUCACUGGCGAAACAGUGGCAUUGCUCCAGCCGACGUUUGAGAAUCUGCCAAAGCUGGCGGAGCUGCUGAAGGACAGCCGGUCGACGUAUACCGCUGCUCGCAUGGUCGAUGCAAACCACAACAUUCUCGUCAACUUCCCUGUCCCGGCUGGAGGCUGCUUUAUCAAUCGUGUGGACUUGCGCCAGGCACUCUUGCAAGGACUGGACGUGCAGUGGAACAAGCAGUUCGUGUCGUACAGCGAGUCCCUCGAGGACGGCGCGGUGCACAUCCAAUUCCGCGAUGGCUCCACGGCCACCGCCGACAUUCUCGUUGGUGCAGAUGGUGCCAACUCGCCCGUUCGCGAGCAGCGCGCCCCUGCAGUGCGGUACAACGACCUCGGCGUCACGACGAUCGCGGGUGUCAGCCCGCUCGAAUCCGCCUCGCCCGCCAUUCGCACGCUUGUGAACGAUGGGCUCGUGCGUUGGCUUGGCCCUGAUGGCCACACGGUCAUGAUGUUCCCGGUCUUUGCCGUGAAGGAAGGCCAGCAGUCCCAGCUCAUGUGGGUCUUGUCCUACCCUGGCCAGCGCGCCGACUGGGAGGGCAAGUUCAGCGGCUCUGGCGAGGACGUGACCGACGAGUACUCAGAGUCAAGCCAUGCACGACAGGCGCUGAUGGAGGAUUGCGUUGCGCGCACCCAAGCAAGGUUUGCGCCCGAUCUUGCCGACAUUAUCCGAGCCACGCCCACUGAGGUGAACUUGUUUGGCCCUCGCCAAAUCUACUCGACAGAAGUGGCCCAAGUGCGAACGCUCCUUUCGCCGCCAUGUGGACGCGUCAUUCUUCUCGGUGACGCCGCGCAUGCGACAACCACCCAUCGUGGUCUCGGCGCCAACACGGCCGUUGCAGAUGCCGCCGAUCUCGCCCAAUCCAUUGCCGGCGCUGCUGGUGACUCACUAGCGCUGAUCCAAGCUCUGCAGCAAUACGAAAAGGUGAUGGUCGCGCGUGGUAUCAAAGUCAUCAAGGAAUCUGUGCAGGUGACGGGUAGCAUCCACAGUUCCGGUUGGUCGGCGACCUGGAUUCGCCCAGCAUUCUUGCGAGUCAUCAACGUGUUGAUUCGGUUGUUUGUGUGAAAACUGUUCUGUCUUGCGUUUCCGUCUUGUUUGAAAAGCGAGCUUGCUGCGCUGCUGUUUUGAGGUUCGGGUUGAAUGAUAUUAGAAGCGGACUCGCAAUACAGC
Molecule: messenger RNA, 1449 nt
Organism: Capsaspora owczarzaki ATCC 30864
Lineage: Eukaryota; Filasterea; Ministeriida; Capsasporidae
Exons: 1
Coding region: 88-1344 (418 amino acids)
Molecular function (GO): FAD binding
Source: RefSeq, a predicted model, not a curated record